GACUCAGGGCAGGAAAUUCUCCCGACCUGCAUCCACCCCACAAAGAGUCCUGAUGCCGGGCCGGGAGUCCAGGGCUCUGCUCGGGUAUCAGGAAAGCUUCCUGGAGGAGUCGUCUACGUGGGGUCUUGAUGGAUGAACAGGAGUUUCAUAGGCAGAGCCCGCAGCCCGCCGCAGCCCCACCAUGGAGGCCAUCAAGAAGAAGAUGCAGAUGCUGAAGCUGGACAAGGAGAAUGCCAUCGACAGGGCCGAGCAGGCCGAGGCGGACAAGAAAGCCGCCGAGGACAAGUGUAAGCAGGUGGAGGAGGAGCUGACGCACCUCCAGAAGAAACUGAAAGGGACAGAGGAUGAGUUGGAAAAAUACUCGGAGGACCUGAAGGACGCGCAGGAGAAGCUGGAGCUGACGGAGAAGAAAGCCUCCGACGCCGAAGGUGAUGUGGCAGCUCUCAACCGACGCAUCCAGCUGGUGGAGGAGGAGCUGGACAGGGCCCAGGAACGGCUGGCCACCGCCCUGCAGAGGCUGGAGGAGGCAGAAAAGGCUGCGGAUGAGAGCGAGAGGGGAAUGAAGGUGAUAGAAAACCGCGCCAUGAAGGACGAGGAGAAGAUGGAGAUUCAGGAGAUGCAGCUCAAAGAGGCCAAGCACAUCGCCGAGGAGGCCGACCGCAAGUACGAGGAGGUGGCUCGGAAGCUGGUCAUCCUGGAGGGCGAGCUGGAGAGGGCAGAGGAGCGUGCGGAGGUGUCUGAACUAAAAUGUGGGGACCUGGAAGAAGAACUCAAGAAUGUCACUAACAAUCUGAAAUCGCUCGAGGCUGCAUCUGAAAAGUACUCUGAAAAGGAGGAUAAAUAUGAAGAAGAAAUUAAACUUCUGUCUGACAAGCUGAAGGAGGCCGAGACCCGCGCUGAAUUUGCAGAGAGAACAGUGGCCAAACUGGAAAAGACGAUCGACGACCUGGAAGAAAAACUUGCCCAGGCCAAAGAAGAGAACGUGGGCCUACAUCAGACACUGGAUCAGACACUAAAUGAACUUAACUGUAUAUAACCAGAACCGGAAGAGUCUUGUUCCAACAGAAAUUCUAGAGCUCCAUGUCUUUCUCUUCUUUUGUAAGAAGUUUCUUUUGUUAUUGCAUCUUCGCUUUGCUGGGAUUUCAAGCAAAUUAUGAAUAUGUGACCAAAUAUUUUGUAUCAGAGAAGCUUUGGGCACCAGUUAAAUCUAAUUCCUUUUUUUUUUUUUUUUUUAAUUUCCAAUGGCACCAGCUUUCUCAGCUCUACUUUUAUCCUUAAGUUGCAUUUAUUCCUAAGGUAGGCAGGGCGUUUCAUACUGAGCACACUCCCUUCAGAUGGAGGGCUUUUGGUUCCUGGGAAUAUAGUCAACCCCACCUUUCAAGAAUAGGCUCCGAUGUCUAGUCAUGGGUUGAUUUAAGAUGCUAACGGGUGUAACGGUUCUGGGUCACUGUUGGCCAGGUUACAGGAGGCUAGGGACCAUCACAAUAAAAUGGGUGGGGAUUUCCCAUCCAGAGCCAAAAAAAGAGCCAACGUGGGAAACCAUAAACCACACAGAGAUAAACCUUCUCCACACUCCACUGUGCAGAAUACAUAUCCUUGGAGCAGUCAGCUUGACAGUGCUUGGGAAAUAGUCAUAAUAUUUACCCAGGAAUUGCCUGGAUAAUCCUUGAUGCUAUGUUCUACAUUUUUCUUUCAUUCUAAAGUUGUCCUCUGAUGAGCAAGUGUCUUAUUCUAAUAAUGACCCAAGCUUGACGGCUCUUGGGGCCAUACCUGAGCAGGAAUACUGUGCAAUACAGUCCUGUUAGGGUCAGCCAUAUCAAAAAGACUGCUAGCCAUCCAUAAAUUACACAGAAGAGUUGUUUUUUUUUUUCUGUCAACAAACAUGUUGGGCAGAAGGGAUCUCUCUGGCAGCAAAGUAGAUAUAGAAAAAUAAUUUGGCCUGACUUCAUCUCCAUCCUUCAGGGACUGGCAAAUUAUCCAAGAUUUGAAUUCCUUCUUUGGGACCAAGUUAAUAAAAGACCAAGAAACUCCUGAUGAAACUGGAUAUGGAGAACUUUUAGGCAGGGGCUGCACAUUUUGGCUUUGUUUUAUUUUUGCUUUCUCGGUUAACAUCUCAGAGCUGAAACAUUCCACAUUUCCCCAACAGUGUGGGGACCAACUUGAGUUUACAAUUCUGACUAAAUUCACCCUGCUUCCAGCUUAUCCAAAUCCCCUGCCCCUCACUCCUAUUUAUUAAGCAUCACACUACCCAGGAGAUACACUAGCAAAUUGUGCAGCUGAAUAAAAUCCACACUUUUCUUUAGAUUCUUGCGACUGUAUCAUAUGUAAUAGUAUCACUUUUUCUACAUUUUGGUCAAAUAAAUUUUUACAUAAAUGACAA
Marmota flaviventris (yellow-bellied marmot) is the source of this 2380-nucleotide messenger RNA. The record is from RefSeq and is a predicted model, not a curated record. NCBI's taxonomy places the organism in Eukaryota, Metazoa, Chordata, Mammalia, Rodentia, Sciuridae.